Molecule: messenger RNA, 2001 nt
Organism: Helianthus annuus (common sunflower)
Lineage: Eukaryota; Viridiplantae; Streptophyta; Magnoliopsida; Asterales; Asteraceae
Product: laccase-15
Exons: 7
Coding region: 1-2001 (666 amino acids)
Biological process (GO): lignin catabolic process
Cellular component (GO): apoplast
Molecular function (GO): copper ion binding; hydroquinone:oxygen oxidoreductase activity
Source: RefSeq, a predicted model, not a curated record
AUGGCAUCCACCAUCGUUCUCCCCUCUGAUGCAACUGCCGCUACUGUUGCCGUUUACUCGCCGUUGUUUUACCGUCGCUGGUCGCCGCCGAAGUCAUCCGAAAACCAUCUUCGACAUCCGUCAUACAACGCGUCUGCUGCCACUGUGUUGCACGCCGCCUCAACCGAGUGGUGGUUGACCGUUUAUCACCGAGUAACAGGGGGGUAUCAAAUACAUGAAGAGGAGGGUUGUGGGUUUCAUGGGUAUACGAGUGUGACGACAAUGUCAACUGGACCGUCAUCAAGAUCCCGUCACCCACCACUUUCUCGCCAAGAAAAGAGAGACAAACGUCUUGAUGCUAUCAUCGCUAAACAAGUAGCAAAAGCUCUGAGUGAUGUCUACGAGAACGUAAAGGAAGCGUCAUACACUCGUCUUUGUGAAACCAAAAGCAUUUUAACUGUUAACGGGCAAUUUCCGGGACCAACUUUGUAUGUUCGCAAAGAAGAUACUAUUUAUGUCAAGGUGCAUAACAAUGGGAGAUACAAUAUCACCAUUCACUGGCAUGGAGUAAAACAACCUAGAAAUCCAUGGUCAGACGGCCCUGAAUAUAUCACACAGUGUCCAAUUCAACCCGGUGACUCAUUUAACUAUAAGGUCAUAUUUUCUAUGGAGGUGGGAACACUUUGGUGGCACGCUCAUAGCGACUGGUCUCGAGCCACGGUCCAUGGAGCGAUUGUGGUGCACCCUCAACCUGGCACAUACUCCCCUUUCCCCGAGCCGUAUGAAGAAGUACCCAUAAUAUUCGGUGAGUGGUGGAAGAAAGAUGUAAUGGAAGUCCUUCAAGAAUUUGUUGAAUCUGGUGGUGCCCCUAGAGAUUCUGAUGCUUACACCAUUAAUGGUCAGCCUGGUGACUUUUAUCCAUGCUCAAGCCAAGCUACCUUCAAGUUAAAUGUGGAAUACGGGAAAAGGUAUGUUUUGCGUAUGGUAAAUGCGGCGAUGAAUGAAAUACUCUUUUUUGCCAUUGCAAAUCAUUCGCUAACCGUUGUGGGAGCUGAUGGUAGCUACACCAAGCAAUUGACUAAAGAAUAUGUGGUAAUUUCCCCUGGUCAAACACUUGAUUGUAUGCUCGAAGCAAACCAAGUUCGACCAGGGAGUCGCUACUACAUGGCGGCUAGAGCAUAUUCUUCUGCCACAGGCGUUAGUUUUGAUAACACCACCACCACCGGGAUCCUCCAAUACGACAGUCGUGGUGAUUCUAUCUUAACCACCACCACCACAUCUCCUAUACUUCCUUCCUUACCCUAUUACAAUGACACCACCGCCGCUUUUGACUUCCUUGGUGGGUUAAGAAGCUUUGAGCCGCUAAAAUUCCCAUUAAGUGCGUAUGACACACGUAUAUAUUCAACCGUUUCUGUAAACACAUUCCCAUGUAAGAACAACUCGUGUGCGGGCCCAAAUGGUACACGACUCGCGGCUAGUAUGAACAACAUUAGCUUUGAAUUUCCCUUGGUUGACAUACUUGAAGCAUACUAUUAUCACAUCAAUGGUGUGUUUAGCACCCGAUUCCCUAGUGUUCCGCCAUUGUAUUACAAUUUUACCGAUACCAAUUUACCGGCGAUUCUACUAACACCUAAGAGGGCGACAAAAGUUAAGGUGAUAGAAUAUAAUACAACAGUGGAGGUGGUUUUUCAAGGGACCGCUUUGGUUGCGGGGCUUGAUCAUCCUAUGCAUUUACAUGGGUUUAACUUCUAUGUCGUCGGAUGGGGAUUUGGUAACUUUGAUGAAAAGAAGGAUCCCUUGAACUAUAACCUAGUUGACCCCCCGUUCAGGAACACUGUUCUUGUUCCCAUAAACGGGUGGGCCGCAAUUAGGUUCAAGGCUCAUAACCCAGGUGUAUGGUUUUUGCAUUGUCAUAUCGAACGUCAUCUUACGUGGGGGAUGGAGACGGUAUUCAUCGUUAAGAAUGGCAAACAGACUCAAGAAAGCAUGCUGCCACCGCCUGUUCACAUGCCGCGAUGCUAA